Messenger RNA from Symbiodinium necroappetens, 1140 nucleotides. Lineage: Eukaryota; Dinophyceae; Suessiales; Symbiodiniaceae. The record is from the annotation of a GenBank genome assembly.
AUGCUCGAGAGCAUGACUCUAAGGAGCGUUCUCUCCAAAGAGCUGAGCGCUUUCGAGCUCGACACGAACGAGGACACACCGGCGCUGGCAGUGAUGCAAAAGCUGCUGGACUCAUCCAGCCGAGCGGUGCCCGUUUUGGCCCAGCCAGAGGCACCCACGCCAAGCUACAGGACACCGGGGCGAAUCCGCAUUCUGGCGCAAUUCGACCUGGCCGCGCUGUGGGCUGUUUUUGGGUACAAGGAUGAGUCCGAGCAGUGGUGGUGGGAGAGCGAGGAUGUGACUUCGAACAUCUUUCUGCAAUCAUGCGUCGACUUCCUGGCGUUCGGCCGCAAAAAUUCCGAUGGACGAAGCCAAGCGCCCGUUGCGAAAGUUUCCCUGGACGAGAAGUUGUCCAAAGUUAUCGGACGGGCCUGCACCAGUCCAUUCCGACACGUGGUCGUCUACGAGGAGGCAAACGACCGGCAGCUUCGAAACCCAUGCUGCGACAUCUCAUCCCACGAAUUCGUGCAGUCACUGUGCAUUGCUGGACUUCUGUCGCAGCUGGAGUUCAACAGCAGCAAACCACGGCCUGAUCGCUUCCGUCGCAUGUUUUCCAGCCAUGCGGGCAUCACCUCCGAUGGAAUGUCGAAGGAGAGCUCGCUGUCUCCUGCGGCGCAGAAGGAUGCAGCUGGUCAAGCGGGAAGCGUGAGCUUCAACAACAUGGUGGAAGUGGAAGCUUUGGUCGUUCCUGUCUGCCCAGUUCAUCAUGGGAAGUUCAUGCAGUACGAGGCCUUAUCCGAGCUCCUGGCCGACUUUCAGAAGCUCAAGGCCAUGGCGCAGGAUCCUUCCACUUGCGUGGCUUCCUGCACGGCCUUCUGUAGGUCUUGUGCGAAGUCGUUCGGGAAAGUUCAACGCCGCCCCCUUUCUGCAAGCCACUACAAGACCGCGAUUAAAAAGUUGCCUGGGCGCAGCUGCUUGCGGCUCUUGAGAGAUCGUGUCUCCAGCCGAGUUUCAGGCGGCCUGCGUCUUCCCGGCGUCAAGCCGCGGCAUGUGAAGCCCUUGGAGCAAGCUUCGGGGCGAACCCACUCCUCCUGGUUUUCCUUCUGUUGCAGCUGCAGUAUGGCUGAUCGGGUCGACCGGAUCCAAGUGUCAGCAAACUGA